Gymnodraco acuticeps is the source of this 1278-nucleotide messenger RNA. It is a transcript of the gene olig4, whose product is annotated as oligodendrocyte transcription factor 4. Bases 185 to 934 code for a protein of 249 amino acids. Lineage: Eukaryota; Metazoa; Chordata; Actinopteri; Perciformes; Bathydraconidae. The transcript has a single exon. The record is from RefSeq and is a predicted model, not a curated record. Gene Ontology annotation, molecular function: protein dimerization activity.
CACUACUGGGGACAGACUGAUCAACAGACUCAACGGCACAAACUCUGAGAGAAACACAGGAAACUGGAAGCGCUUAAAGCUAAGGAAGCAUCUGUAGAAUUUAAACUCACGCUCCAAGCAUUCAGCGUACUGUUUUUGCACCACUUUUUCGAUUUGUGCAACACUUUAAACGCAUUAAAUUGCAAUGGGUUCUGACUGUGGCUCCAACUGCAGCCGCUCCUCCUCCCCCGACCUGGUGGUGGAUGAUCACGCUGGGAGCUUUUUCUCCAACAAGAUGUUCCAGUCAUACUGCCAAGAGAACAGAGAGGACAGCGAGGCCGGCCAGGACAGGACGGUGGACGGACAGACCGAGGCCGGGACCGAUCUCAGCAAGAUCGACACCCAAGACCUGAGACUGAAAGUGAACAGCCGGGAGCGCAAGAGGAUGCACGAUCUGAACACGGCCAUGGACAGCCUGAGAGAGGUCAUGCCCUACGCUCACGGGCCUUCAGUCCGCAAGCUGUCCAAGAUCUCCACCUUGAUGUUAGCUCGCAACUACAUCCUCAUGCUGUCCGGCUCCUUGGACGAGAUGAAGAAGUUGGUGGGGGAUGUUUACGGAGGAAGUGCUGCCGCCCAGAGCCGCACCGCUGCCCACCCUGCUAUCACCCCUGCGGCCCCAACUGCCCACCACCCUCUGCAUCAUCUGGCCCACUCUCUGCACUCUCUGGCGGCCAGCGCCCCUUCAGCUCUGCAACAUCACUCUUCUCACGCCACGGCCCUGCACUCGCCUCCAUCAGCAGGCUUCCUGGGUUUCCAUGCACCGGUGCAGAGCCUUAUGAAGGACCCCCUCCACCUGGCCGGGUGCUACAGGCACUUCCCCGGCAUGCCCUGCCCCUGCUCACUCUGCCAGCCUUUACCCACCUCCACGUUACACAGCCUGUCUCUGAGCAAGUGAGCUGGACUCUAAAAAAAACGACCUCUGUUGCUGGGAUCAUCACAAUGACUAAAGCAGCACAGAGGAGAUUGUUACAUGAACUCCUAAAAAGAUUGCUGGUGCCAGAGCUUGUAAAUACUGUAUAUAUCUUCUACCAUGCCAACUGCUGCUUUUUUCUAUCAAAUUACACUUCUGCAUUGUUUAUACAGAAAUAUUCUAUGUGCACGCAGGUUUUUUACCGGUGGCAAAAACUGUAAUUUAUCUGAUAUCUGUGGUGAUGAGACAUUGUCAGAGAUGGAACCGGUGUGUAUUAUUGUAUUGCAGGAUUUCUAUUUUCCUAAAUUAAAGUUUUGUUAUAAUAAGAA